Messenger RNA from Aspergillus ibericus CBS 121593, 2134 nucleotides. Its product is annotated as putative amino acid transporter. Gene Ontology annotation, molecular function: amino acid transmembrane transporter activity. Lineage: Eukaryota; Fungi; Ascomycota; Eurotiomycetes; Eurotiales; Aspergillaceae. Gene Ontology annotation, cellular component: endoplasmic reticulum. The coding region runs from base 29 to 1693 and encodes 554 amino acids. The record is from RefSeq and is a predicted model, not a curated record. The transcript has 6 exons. Gene Ontology annotation, biological process: amino acid transmembrane transport.
CUUGAUUUCAGGAGCUUCACAAUCAGCGAUGCCCAGUGAUGAAGGACAGCUUUCUCUCUUGGCUGACCAGAAUGGCCCUGGUGGGCCGGAAAUGCAGACUCUCCUUUCCGGGUCACCCUCGCAAGACCACGAGCUUGUAACCCAUACGACCCCGGCUAGCUCGACUCCCCGCGGACAGCCGCACCAGUCUUCUAUAUCUCAGCCGGCACCAGAAGGACAACGCCGCACUCCCCGAACGCUGAACCGUGUUCGAUUUGAUCUCGAUUCCGAUACCGAAGAUGAGCACCGCUCCAAUGGUCACUCCCGCGCCUCAGAAGACUCAUGGCUGGAGGAAGAGGAUUAUGGCCGCGCGGACCGCAAUCGGUCAGCAAGGCAAAUGGUUCCUCUCCUGACAGACAUAGAGGCCCCAAGCGUGACCCUGGCUACUUCUGAUGAAUUCUUUCCCGAAGAACACCUAGAAAAUGCGAGACCAAGGAGCGGGAUGCGCAUGGCGUUCAUGAACAUGGCCAACAGCAUCAUAGGAGCUGGUAUCAUAGGGCAGCCUUACGCGCUCCGGCAGGCUGGCAUGAUAAUGGGGAUAGCGCUCCUGGUCGCCCUCACUAUUGCGGUGGAUUGGACAAUUCGUCUUAUAGUGGUCAACUCGAAAUUGAGCGGCGCGGACUCUUUCCAGGCGACAAUGCAGCAUUGUUUUGGCAAGAGUGGACUCAUCGCCAUAUCGGUUGCUCAGUGGGCUUUUGCGUUUGGUGGGAUGAUAGCAUUCUGUAUUAUCGUUGGAGAUACCAUACCGCAUGUGUUGAGUGCUAUAUUCCCUUCUCUUCGAGAUAUGUCGUUCCUCUGGCUCUUGACCGACAGAAGAGCCAUUAUCGUCCUUCUUGUCCUCGGCAUCUCGUAUCCACUGUCUCUCUAUCGGGACAUUGCCAAGUUGGCAAAGGCGUCUACAUUGGCGUUGAUCAGUAUGAUAAUUAUCGUGGUAGCUGUGAUUACCCAGGGUUUUCGUGUACCCCCAGAAUCACGCGGGGAAGUGAAGAGCCUACUCUUGAUUAAUAGUGGGUUCUUCCAGGCUGUUGGAGUUAUAUCAUUCGCUUUCGUAUGCCACCACAAUAGUCUCCUAAUCUACGGUUCCUUGAAGAAGCCGACCAUGGACCGAUUUGCGAGGGUGACUCAUUACUCGACCGGUGUUUCGCUUUUGAUGUGUCUAGCUAUGGGCGUUUCUGGAUUCCUUUUCUUCGGGUCGCAGACCCAAGGAAAUGUCCUCAACAAUUUCCCAUCCGAUAACAUUCUGGUUAAUAUAGCUCGACUAUGCUUCGGCUUGAACAUGCUGACUACCUUACCACUCGAGGCAUUUGUAUGUCGAUCAGUUAUGACAACUUAUUACUUCCCCGACGAGCCGUUCAACAUGAAUCGACACCUAAUCUUCACAACCGCCUUGGUUGUUACGGCUAUGGCUAUGGCCUUGAUUACCUGCGACCUCGGUACAGUGUUCGAACUGAUUGGCGCGACUAGCGCUGCAGCACUGGCCUAUAUUUUCCCUCCCCUUUGCUAUAUAAAGCUGAGCAAUGCCUCGCACAAAGCCAAGAUUCCCGCAUAUGCGUGUAUUGUGUUUGGAGUAACUGUAAUGGGGGUCAGUCUGUUGCAGGCAACAAUGAAGAUGAUAAGCAAUGAAGGUGGCGCAAGCACUUGCAGUGCCCAGUGAAAAAUUUUCUAUAUCUAGUAUGCGACUAUCUGUAUGCUUACUUUCCUGUACGAUAGACUUCGUUUCUUCCCGGCUGUCCCGAUACAGGUGUACAUACAAUCGUGCUGCCGGCAUAUUUUUCUCAAUCAUCCUUUUUUCUUUCUACCCUUUUCUCCUAUCACCUUUCAUCUGUUUCGGAGAGUCACCAGUGUUACUAGACAGAUGGCAUUGAAAUCCACCUACAAAAGCCCAGAACCCCUGGCCAAGGCCCAAUAGUCCGUACCCGAAUGUUGGCUGUUACCUCCACUUGACUCACUGAGAGGACACUGGAGCGUUGCUUUUUGUUCCACCAUUUUAGGUGUGAUGGCUUAAACCUAUCCAAUCAGUCUAGGCUCUCCCCCUGUAGUGCAAAUCUGCGUUUGCAUUCUGCAACAACCCAUUUUCCACCAUUCAAAGUUUCAC